CAAAUCUUCUUUCCAAUUUGUAUUAUUCAAGUCCAAAGCAAUUUUCCGUUAUUUGUUGAUUUUACUGUUGCAACAGUUCUAAACGCUUACCAAUUUUUAAGUAUUGGGAUCUUUUACAGGGCAUGAAGGAUGAGCGAUCGCUGAAUAAUUUCUGGCUACAAUGGCAGUUGCGAAUAUGUAUGUUGAUCAGUUUAGUUUUUCUGAGCUUGCUGUUGCAUUGCGCUUUGAUGGCUGGCUGGUAAUUCUAUACAUGCUAUGCCUAGGGUAUUAACUUAUAGAUUUAAGAUUACCCAAUAAUGACAUGAUGAUGCUUUUGUAUGUAUUUUAAAAAAAUAGGGUAUUGUUCUUAUUAAUGUAUUUUUAAAAAAAUGUGUGUUAUUGGUAAAUUUUGUUUAGCAUUUGUUAGGUUUAUCAGUAUAUGUUUAGCUUGAUUAUUUUUAAUUCUUCAAUAUGAUUUAUAUGAUUACAGUGACGAAACUAGAACAUGGCUCUUACACGACCCUGUUUCAACAGAUAAAUAUGGAGGCCAGUUUGAAUGUCAAAAAGGUUCCGCUUUUGAAAGAAUUUGUGAGUCAUUUGACAUAGUCAAUUGAAUGAUAGUAGCAAACCUUUUUUGAUGUAUGUGAUGGACUGAUGGCAUAUUCCUGAACUAUUCAUGGCAGGUAUUUUAGCAAUGUUUCAUUUUAUUUGAUUAUUUGAUAUAAAGGUUUUUUUCCGUUCUUAUGAAAUAUAGUGUUUACAAUGUAAGAAGAUCAUGCGUUCCUCUCAGCUGUUGUUUCCAGCAACAUAAAGGUUGAUGUCUAAAUGGGAAUGGAAAGUACGUGGCUAAUUCAUUCAUUAGAUGUUAUAUAUAAUUUUUUUUAUAUUUUUAACAACUCAUCAAUUUUCAAACUAACAUGCAUUCCUCAUUUAUUUCAAUUGUUGAGAUUAUAUAUAUUGUCAUAAAACUAAGAAAAAGAAGUUGAAGCUUUUGCAUGCAUAAUGUAAUGUGACAAUUUUUGCACAGUAGACCAAUGUGGCUCUUGAAGUAAUAUAGAAGAAUAAUAUGUCAGCAGCUCUUUGCCAUCAAGCUAUGACUAUCCUUGUAGAGGAAUAUAACGUCCAAACAUUGAAGUGUCCAGUUUCGAUUUGCGGUGAUAUUCUUGGUCAAUUUUACGUCUCAUUGAGCUGUUUCGGAUUGGUGGAAGUACUCCUGAUGCAAAUUAUCUCUUCAUGGGAGAAUACGUAGGGUAUUCUUGGACCAAUUACUGCGAUUUUUGAUCACCGAGAGGUUUUUUUGCAUUUUGAAUACCUAUUAGGUGACCUUCGACCCAUUUCCAAUAAACUUUUAGAGGCAAAAUAUAACCCGAAAUGACCUUUUUUAAUUUUUGAUGGGUCAAGAAUGCCACACCUAUUUGCUUUAACUAGGUGCUGCUUGUAGUUCUUCCUAUCAUUUUCAUUAUGUUCUAAUAAUAGUGUUUCUAUUAAAUUCUGGAUUUUUUGUGGUUCCUGUAUCAUUUUGUAAUAUUCACAUGUAGCUUGGAAGUUUUACAGGCCUCAGACUUAUCUGGUUUGGUUCUAUCCUGCAUAUAGAAGCUAUUGUUUAUGGUCUGGUAAGCUUUGACAAUUUUAUGGAUUCAUUUAAAAGUUGUUUUUUUUUUUUUUUUGGUUUGAUACAAACUGGUAGUUUAUGAAUAUGGGUCAGUUUGUGUUAUGAUAAUUUUAUAUAUAAUGUGUUCGGGUAUGUAAUUAUAAAUUUGAUUAUUUAGAGACUUAUAAGUUAUAUAAAUUAAUUAUGCAACCCGUGUAUUACACGGGUUUUAACCUAGUUAUAUGUAUAGAUUAUAACUAUGCAAAGUUACAUAUGCAUGAAAAAAGGCCCAAGAAUCCAAAUCUGAACCCUACACUACACCCACCUUCUUCACUUUCGUGAAUCGCCUAAACGCAUCCUCUUCAAUCGGUAUCCGUUCAAUCAGGUAUGUAUAUUUGUCGGCUUCCCUUGAUUAAACAAAAUAUAAACUUACUUAAGUUGAUUAGGAGAAUCGUUUGUUUUAUUAUCUGCUGCUGCUGAUGAUAUGAACGAAUGUUUUUAGUUUCAAUUAUGCAUUAUUUUUAAUUCAUAUAUAUACAUUAUCAAUUAAAGUACCGGUUUGGUUUACCAUGAACAAUUUAGUUGGUUUGGUUUUGAUUUGAGUUUAAGAUGGUAAGCAGGGUCCCUGAUUGAAUCCUUUAUAAAGUUUUUGACUUUCCUUCCUAUUCCUAUAUAUAUAAGGAUUCGAAUGGCAGAGCUUGCGCUUGAUGUGGUUGAGCGGAUACUGCCACUAUUGGAUGUGAAAGAUAUAAUCCGAUGCAAGAGCGUGUGUAAGUCAUGGCGAUCUGUUAUAUUAAGUCUUCGUUUUGUUAAAGCUCACUUGAACAAUGCUUACACGAAUGAUCGUAACAAUCAUGAACUUGGACACAGAAGGGUCUGUCUUCGCGGAAUUCGCGGUGAAGACAGUUGGUUUUUAUUGGACUACAUUCAUAUUGUUGGUUCUUGUAAUGGCUUGUUAUGUGUUUCCCCUAUAGGUGUUAAGUUUGUAGUAAUCAAUCCUUCGACCAGGGAACACAAGAAACUCCCGACGCCGCCCUUUCAGCCUCAUGUGCACAAACUUGCAAUGACCAGGGAAGUAGCAUGUUGGGGAUUUGGUUAUGAUUCGUCUUCAGAUGAUUACAAGGUUAUAGCAGGGUUCAUGAAAAAAUUUGAUUCAAAGCGGACGAGUUUUCUCGUGUUAACAUUGAAAUCGAAUACUUGGAAAGUUAUUGGACAAGUAAAGUAUAGUAUUUAUGAAGGUAGAUCCGGUGUCUUUUAUGGUGGGGCACUUCACUGGUUCAUGACUCAUAAAAAUCUCAAGAAAGUAAUUAUUUCUUUGGAUUUAUCUACAGAGGAAUUCAAAGAAAUUCCCAUGCCAGAUGUUUAUAUGUUAUAUUUUGACAGUUAUAGACUAGGGGUUAUAGAAGAAUGUCUAUGCAUAUAUUCGAUCCGUUCCCCUCUGUCUACUAAGAAAUGGGUAAUGAAAAACAACAAGUGGGAACUAUAUAUUGAUAAUCAUUGUCAGACCAAGUAUGAUGUUGCACACUACUUUCCGAUUAGGAAGGAAUCACACAUGACGAGUAGAUAUUAUGUUGAUGAUGGUACCCCUGUGCCCAUCAAUGGGGACUAUAUUCGUGCUAGUAUAUUUGUCAAGAGCCUCGUAUCUCCCCAUCCCCAUGUUAAUCAUGAUAAUAAUAAUAAUCAUUAUGAUGAGCACAAGAGAAUUGCCAAGCAGGUGCAGGAAGUUACUGAGAGUGUUGAAAGCGGUGCCAAGGGCCACAUAAGAAAAAGGAAGAAGAAGAGGAGGAGCAAGAGGUCGUGUAAGCAUAAAAAGCCUCUCGUUUGAAUGUAAUGGAUGCAAAUUUAUUUGGUGGUUAUUUAUAUUUUGUUGUCCAUCUCUACUAAACUGUAAGAUAUGUUUUAUUUAUGAACAAAUAACAUCCACGCCUUUGUUAU
This is a messenger RNA of Helianthus annuus (common sunflower), 3505 nucleotides long. RefSeq names its product F-box/kelch-repeat protein At3g23880-like. The transcript is spliced from 3 exons. Lineage: Eukaryota; Viridiplantae; Streptophyta; Magnoliopsida; Asterales; Asteraceae. The coding region runs from base 2259 to 3395 and encodes 378 amino acids. The record is from RefSeq and is a predicted model, not a curated record. Gene Ontology annotation, molecular function: protein binding.